GGAGAGGUUGCAAUUGCCACACACAGAUGCUUAUGGAGAGAGAUCUUCAAAACAAGUCAGCUAAUGUUCUAUUCAUGACAAAUACCUAUUUUUGUCUUAACUGAAGUUAUAAUAUCUUCACUGAUUUAUAAGUGAGAAGUUUUGAGUGAGCGGAAAAACGUUGACUUUACCAAAUAUGCAUAGUGCGCUUGGGUGUUGCUGUUUCCGCAUCCCAUCCACAUGAGGACGCAUUUCAUUACCAUUAUUGUUCAAUGUUAAUUGUUUUGAACAGUUUAAGACUUUUUGAUAUUGAAGGACAAUGUUACCCAGGGGGAUAAAGUGGGCAUGUUAUCUAAUGGGGCUCUUCAAUAUCAGCGCCGCCUCCGUUGAUGAUGAAUGGACAGACUCUGCAGGCGAGUCAGGGUCGGGAAUGCUAACAGAGGUGAACCUUCUAGAGGAGUUCUCGCUGCAGGUGUCCAACAGCAGCAAUGCCUCCAUGUCUCUGGAUGUUCUGAGGUGUCCGGUGCUGCAGGUGGGACAGUACUCCACCCUGUCCCUGCCCCUUGCACAACUCUUCAACGACGGGUUUGCAGAUGAGUUCAGUCUGUUGGUGCAGUUACGAAGCCCACAGCGAGACGAACGCAGCGUCCUCACCCUGCUCAGCCAUGACAGCCACAUCCUGCUGCAACUACGCAUCAGCGCAUACACACUCACCUUCAUCAGCACGCAACAGCGCCACUACGAGUUCCCGGUCAGUGGUCUGUCUGACGGCCAGUGGCACCAUGUGGCUGUGAGUGUGUCAUCUGUUAGGCUGGCGCUGUAUGUGGACUGUGCCCUGGUGGAAAGUGUGGACUGGGUGUACCAGGGUAUGGGCAUCACCCCUGAAGGCCUACUAUUGUUGGGAGGGAUCAUAGAGGGCUUCGAGACACCCUUUGAGGGCCAAUUCCGACAGCUGACGUUCCUGAUGGGCGACACAGAUGCCGGCCACCAUCACUGCACUCUUCAUCCUGCCCAGUGUGGGGGGGCCGGGUUCAAGUCCCCCCGCUCCCCACGUACCAACCACGCACUGGAGAAGCUCCUGCUGUCCUCAAAUGACCUGGUGGACCUGCUAGAGAGAUCCAAGGACUCCUCUUUUUUGGAUGUGCAAGUGGGGAAGACUGAUGUGUUUGGGCAGAGUGGGAGUCGGCGUGGGGACGGGACAUGGGGUCCCCGCCAGAAAGGCUCGGUGGGACGAGGGGACGUCUUUGUGGUGGACGAGGACACAGACCUGGCUAAUCCAAACCUCCAGGGGGGACACCUCAACCCUCAGUGGAAACCCAGCAGGCAGGGCCCCAAAGGCAGCCACGAGGGCAAGCCUGAGCCCUCCUCCAAACUCUUGGAGGAAAACAUCACCACGGACAAGAAGACGAAAGACUCUGGAGGGAGGGGCGUCGGCCUGUUUCCCUCAAAACCCUUGGAUGACAUCAUUAUUGAUUUGGACCCUGGGUCUUCACCGAAGAAGCCCUCAGUGGAGUUUCCCCAUGUCGUUAAGACUCAGAUAGAGACCCCCCUGGACCAGGAGCACCCAGACUCUAACCUGCUGAGAGAGGAGGUGGAGUGGCCUCAGACCCCUUCUCAGACUGCCUUCACCCCCACCUCAGAGCCCUCUGCGUCCCCUGUGGAGGCUGUAACUGAGGAGAGGAGACCCACCACACACAUCCCCACCCAGCCUGACCCAGACCCUGACCGGGCUAUCACAGUGGAACGAGGACCAGAACACCCACGCACAGUGACCAUCGUACACAGGGAAGGGGAUCUGGUUCUGGGCUCUGAUGGCCAGAUGUAUAGGCUCCAGAGAGGGCCCCCAGGCCGAAUGGGGCCCCCAGGAAAGGAGGGCUUUCCCGGUCACGCUGGCUUACGUGGGUUUAAAGGUGACAGGGGCCAGCUGGGGCCUGAGGGGCGUGCAGGGCGACAGGGGGAUCCAGGCCCCCCCGGCCCACCUGGUCUGCCGUCCUUCUACCUGUGGAAGAACACUAUUGAGGAGUGGGCUGCUUUUCGGCAAACCUCUUUCUACCAUUUGCUCUAUGCUGGCUGGCCUAGGGAGCAGGGACCCCCAGGACCAGCUGGGGAGAUGGGAAAGACAGGCCCACAGGGGCCAACAGGGGAUCCUGGCCAACAAGGGCCUCCAGGAAUAAUUGGAGAAAUGGGUGAGCCGGGCCCAAAGGGCGUGGCGGGCAGACCAGGGCUCCAUGGGAAAUAUGGAGAGAAUGGGCUGGACGGUCAGCCUGGGAUGCCGGGUGACCCUGGGCGACAGGGACCCUUCGGGUAUAGGGGAGAAGGCGGUUCCAAAGGAGAAAAAGGGGACGAGGGCCUUAUUGGAGCCAAGGGCCAAAGAGGACAUAUUGGAGAACCGGGCGAGAAGAGCUCUAUUGGUUUACCAGGCCGUCCCGGUUAUGUUGGUCCACCAGGGCCUCAGGGAGUCAGAGGGGCCACAGGCUCCGAGGGAAACCCUGGACCUGAUGGGGAGGCUGGGGUUGAUGGGACUCCAGGGCCUCCUGGGACAGUGGGAGCCACUGGUUUCACAGGCCGUGUUGGCGCUCAGGGAGUUAACGGCUCACAGGGAGAGUUGGGGCCUGCUGGAGUCAUCGGCCCCAGAGGCCCCCAGGGACCCCAGGGUUUAAAUGGCGAGAGUGGGCCUCCAGGACUCAGGGGAAUCCAGGGACAGCCUGGGAUGAGUGGUGCCCUUGGUCCGAAAGGUGAUCCUGGGCCUAUGGGGACAAUGGGUAUCUGGGGUGAGCCAGGGUUCGAUGGGCCCAUGGGGCCACUGGGAACACAAGGUCCAAAGGGUUUCCCUGGUAUUACUGGUAAGAGAGGACCAGACGGGGACAAAGGGGACCCUGGACCGAAGGGGGAGAGAUGUGUUCAGGGUGCUUCGGGCAUUCAAGGGCCUCAGGGAGAGAGUGGUCCUAGUGGCUUCCCUGGCUUUACAGGGCUCAAAGGUCAACCUGGCACUAAAGGCAUUGGGGGGGAGAAUGGAGAAACUGGCCCUCAGGGAAAACUGGGCAGAGAUGGGCUGAAGGGGAAUAAGGGACCAGAUGGGCGCAACGGCCAGUCUGGACACAGAGGGACCAAGGGUCGCAUCGGACAGAGAGGGCAUGAUGGCCAGCCUGGUUCACUGGGUUUGCCAGGCCCACUUGGGACAGAGGGACCAGAAGGAAAGCCUGGGUCUCUCUGGUUUAGUGGGAAUAACUGGCGAUAAAGGCCUAAAGGGAUUCCAGGGCAUUGCCGGAGAGCCAGGUCCAGAUGGCCGUUCAGGCCCCCUGGGCCCACCUGGACGGACAGGACCAACAGGUAUCCC
Messenger RNA from Salvelinus fontinalis (brook trout), 3316 nucleotides. RefSeq names its product collagen alpha-1(XI) chain-like. NCBI's taxonomy places the organism in Eukaryota, Metazoa, Chordata, Actinopteri, Salmoniformes, Salmonidae. The transcript has 33 exons. The record is from RefSeq and is a predicted model, not a curated record. Bases 299 to 3217 code for a protein of 972 amino acids.